Molecule: messenger RNA, 8004 nt
Organism: Leptomonas pyrrhocoris
Lineage: Eukaryota; Euglenozoa; Kinetoplastea; Trypanosomatida; Trypanosomatidae
Exons: 1
Coding region: 1-8004 (2667 amino acids)
Source: RefSeq, a predicted model, not a curated record
AUGGAAUCUAUUUUUAUACUCGUGCCCCCGCGCAGUUGUUCUCCGGGUACGCUACAGAAAGUACGUGAGUGUCUGACAGGCGGUGGAGCGCAGAUAGAGGCGGAGGCUGUCUUGCCCACGGACGCGCUGCUGCUCUGCCCGUCGCAGCUCUCCGUCCUCUUUGGUAGUGCACAUCACUGGGGCAUGUCCCCUUCUCAGCAGGUGCUUCAGCGUCCUUUUGCAUCCGCCGCUGACGACAUCGACGCAACGUUUUGCCCAGUUGAGGAAGACGUCAAAUCCCUCUUCUACAGCCACUACGGCGAACUGUGGGACGCCGCUAUCUCGGAGAGGAGGCUGAAGACCGCUUUCGAUGUACUGAAGGAAGAGAAUAUCACGGCAGCAGAGUUGGAACAGCGAUGUGUCUCCGCUGCUGCUGCCACUGCGGCGCGCAACGUCCUCGAGCUGCCCACGCACCUCACCAUCACGAAAUUCGAUAACAACGGUAAAAAUUAUGAAGAGUCUACCGCGCGUUACGUCGUGAAUGGGGUGUAUCCGGCCCAGCAAGAACGCUUCUUCCAAGCAAAUGCUGACCAGGGCGGUUGCUGGUGGUGUGCUGCGACGCUGCCGGACUCUGCAGCACCGCAACAAGGAAGUCAGCUGCAUGCGCUUCAGCAACUGUCUCAUACCGUUGAGAACAUUCUCUCCUCCUGCAGUGAUGUGCGCGUGGUGACAAACCCGUUGGAGGCGCUGGCCUUUCGUGUCUUGUGGAUGAAAGUCCCCUUGACGAGGGACGCGUUUGCUUCCACGGUGCUGCAGCAAGGUGUGGUGCCCAGCUGGCUGGAGGCGCUGCUGCGUGACCCAGUGAUGCACGAUCGCGGACACUUCUCCAGUGUGUUCGACAUGGUCCAAGGCAAGACCGCGGAAGAGGCGUCACACGCAGUGGCACAGCUGUGGGCAGCGUUGAAGCCCAACGCUGCGGGCAAGGGCAUCGCUGAUGUGGCCAACGGCGCUCCUGCGCUGUACGACUAUAAAACCGGUUAUUUGGACCCGCGGUUGUAUGCCGCGACCACCACUACCACCGUGGAUCGCACGCACGCCGUCGUCCUCGUGCACUCUCGCCUCUGCGCACACGGAGAAGUGUCGAGCAGUCUGCGGCGGCGACUGGAGCAACAAGGGGCCGAUGUGGACGCUGUUCGUCAAGUUAGCGUUGAAGAGCUGCAGGCGAAGCUGGACCUGCACUUUGCUCCUGCUGCUCGCUACGCAUUCGAUCAAGCAGCGCUGCAGCAUCUCAUUGUGGAGGAGCCAGAUGUCGCUCGGUGCUUUGAAGAGACGCACGGCGUCCCGUGGCAACGGGCCGUGGACGAGGGACGAAUCUGGAGUGUGACCCUCGCCGAACAGCUGCUGGGUUCUCCGCAAGCCCGGGCACUGCUGAAGGAGUGCCUCGCGCAGAGCCGCCUGACGCAGCAGCUUUCGCCUUUUCUGAGCAUCACAAAGGUGUCUCGCGAGGCGUUGGUUUCGCAGGCGUUCCCCGACACUGCCCUGAGUACACUCUUCUCGACGGCGUGUGUCGGUCAGCCACCCUACGCGCUCAUGCCUGACACCUUCUUUGUCGUCAACGCGGCGUACAGCCUGUACCGCAACGACGUGCUGGGACAGGUCUACUCGCAAGAAGUUGCAGGCGAGGUGUGGCAGCUGUCUUGGCCUAGAACAAGUAACAUUAACCUCAAAGCGUGGCAGCGGCUGGCGUGCAUAUCGCCGACCCUCGAGGCAGCCCAGCGAGACGAAAGCCUCGACCCAAAUGCGCAGGUAAAGCAAACGGAGGCUUCUUACGACGCUGCGGUGGGUGCGGAAGUCCGCCACGCCUUUCCUCUCUUAAACGUGCUGGUUGAUCCCGCUUCGGCGUUGCGCGCGCGACAUCUCUGGUGGGGCACGCCGUACGCCGAAGACGCGCUGAGCCGUCAGCUGCGCGCUCAGGGGCAGUCCUGGGUCUCCCUCCUUCCGCCGCUUUCAUCGACGCCAUCAUCUGCAGAAUAUACGGAGGCAGUGCUGGUGCUGCCCCCACGCGUUGCAACCAACCACGUCAUCUCCGUCACACCCACCGUGCUGCAGGAGAACAAUGUGACCGUCGUGGAGGAAACCGACCUCUACGGGGAAGCAGCGGCCGCCUAUAUAUUUGGCGGCAACUCCCUCCUCGCGGCUGCCAGUUCGCUCGCGCACAAGCGCGGCGCGGCGCUGUGGGCACAGCUCCCGUGUGAGCUGCAGAGUGUCAUGGCGGAGGUGGCGGAAGGCAUACGCGCUGCGUCCGAUGACUACAUCCCGGCCAUCUCGGCGGAGAAUGUGAUGGGCGGCGCUACUGCCUGCGUUGGGCUGCAGGUCACGCUACAUGAGCUGGAGGAGGCAUGGUACGCGGCACAGCCUUGUCGCGUGAAUCGCACCUGUUGGCUGGCCUUUCUCUCCCAAUACGAGGUGUGGGUGGUGAACGGGCAUGUGGCUUUGCUGGAGCACCAGUAUAGCCUGGAAACUGCCCGAGCGCAUCUGUUUCGCAUCCGCUGGCCCGCUGCGGCGAAGCCGUGGACUGACGUGCAAGCCGCCCUCAUUGGAGGCGGUGACGACGAUGACGGUGUCGGUCUGUGCUGCGCGAGAAACGAAAAGACUACGGCGGUGAGUGGCGCCACCUCAACUGGGUCGCUGACCUUGUUGCUCUCCCGGGCGGCGGAAAAGACUCUGCCGAAGGAGGCCGCCGCAGCAGAGCCGCUGUGCCUGCUGUCGCCCACGCCCUACGACGCCGUGAUCGAUGCGCUGCGCUGGCCACGCCAUGGGCUGAGCAGCCCCCUGAAAUCGGCGGUUGCUCUCGAAGAUUGGCUGCUGCAUCAACCCUACAUUCGAGCGCAGCUGACAGGCAGCGUUUCCUGUUCGUUGGAGUCGGUCGUUCAGCAGGUGUGUGAGACGCUUGACAGCACAGCUGAAGCCCAGCGGCCUCUCUCUUCCUUUGCGUCCUCCCCGCAGUGGAUCGCGCGCUUCACCCAGUCGCAGAGGGGCGCACCGUUGCAUCACGGCUUUCUUUGGCUGCAUCCGUCCAGCGCCACCUCCUUGGUUCGGGAGGCACUCCCACAGCUGCUGCUGCAACACCGCGUUCGUAUCCGGGACUCCGGUGUGCUGCCACUGCGCGUCGCGGUGGAACGCCAGCUGCUCGACGUGCACCACGACAGCUUCUACAAAAACGCCUACGUGCGCACCGCGGCGCAGGUGCCGAUCACCGAUGCAGAGGCGGACGCCUUUGCGACCAGCUUUGGGCAAAACUGGAUCACUGUCGUCCAGCUCGGUCUCGUGCUGAACGCGCAGGAGGCGGAACAGAAGUACGGCACCGUGCGCCUCAUGACGUGGUGGGACAGCCUGCAAGAAGAGCAUCAGGCGCGGCUUUCCGAUCAGCUCUUCGUCGGCUACAUGGCAGAGGAGGGGCUCUACGUCAUGAACCCCCCUUACAGCUAUCGCCGCGCGCGGCUGUACGGCGGCGGCUCUGACAUCGUGUGGUACGCGGUGGAGUGGUCGGCGCAGGACAUGACGUGGAGUAGCUUUAUGACAGCUGUGGUGGGCGAUGCCGACCCCGCCAACGCCGCCCCCGAGACGUUGCGCGGCCACUUUGGUGCGAACUGGACUCGAUACAGCCUGCCCGGCAAACCUGAUCAGAUUGAGUGUGUGCUGCACGCCUCAGACUCGCCGCUGGCCGCACUGGCGGAGCGGUGUCGCUGGUUGAGCUGCCCCCCUGAGCAUGACCCCUACGGACAGGUGCUGCUGCAGUCCGGUGUGCCCCCUGCGUUACUGUCACUGCUUUUGUCCAAUCCGACGCUGUACGCGUGCGAAACCGGCAUCAUGACUGAGGCUUUUCACUCGUUGCGACAAGACGACGUGCAUGAGCUCGUGGCGCAGCUCCGCGGCUACGCUUUUUGCUGCGGCUGUCUCGCGGUCCCCGACUCCGUAUCGCUCAUCCCUCCUCCUGCUGUUCCGGCAACACCGAAGCAGACGGAAUGCUCAACGCCUCACUGCGAUGAAUAUCCUUCUCCGACGGAGCAGCUCCGUGCCUACCGCAAUGUGGCGCUUCGCAAAGCAAUCAACAUUUUCCAGCUUUGUGCGUUUGCAAUACCCUUUUCAGGCGAGGCAUCUCCGCAGACCAACACUCACGAUUCCCUCUGCCGUGCCGUCAUGUACCUUGAUCCACUAGAGGAACACCCCGGCAGCGCAGACGUCACGCCCUCACUACUUCGCUCCAUAACCCAACGUGCGCUGGGCAACUUUGUGGAGCGACACCUCCGUCAACACGGCAUCCACGUAGUGCAUGAGCGCCUGGUUCAGUGCGCGAGCGAGGCGGAGGCAACGGUGGUGCAUCGCACGCAGCACCACCGUCUCUACCGGUACGGAAUUGAAGUACCAGCCGCCGAGACGCUCGCAAGCAACAAGGCAUUUCAGCUACGAAUGAAGCAGCACUUUGAUGUCUCACCCCAUAGCGCGGCAGUGGGAGCGGUGGUGCUGCGCAACGCAGCGGAAAUGGCCGACGCGCUUCGUGGCAACGGACACGAUGUAGCGGCUUUGUGGGCGCGCGCGAAGCGACUGUACCCGCACGACACGCUCGCGCUGUCCGACGACUGUACUGUGCAGCGCCUCCACCCUCGUAAGCCCUUCUUUCUCCUCAACGGCGACGCCCUGGAAGCGGAGCAGCAAUUCGUAGCGAGACAGGCGAAAACGGGCGUGCGUGUGUGGUACCUGGAGUGGAAUGAACAGGAGCAUCCGGGCAUGACAUACACGCGCUUGGCACAGAUCGUAGCGAGUCUGCACGGCCCACGUGGCCCCCUGCGUACCUGUUGGAACACAUAUGGGUGGGCCAGCGAAUCCUCCGCGAGCAACACCGCCGCUGCUGCUGAAGCAGUAGCCGGUGACUUCUGCCCCUCUCUGCACGUAUCGGAGAGCAGUCUCGCCGCCGUGCGCCAGCGGCAGCUUUGGUUGGGUCUCCCGCUGCUCACGGAUCCGAUCGUGCGCGCGUGGCUGUCAGCCAGCGCUGACGAAAACGGUGUGGAGCUGGCAGAGACACCACUCCCACUCCCCCCUCGCGCCGUCGCAUGGGCCGUGCAGGAUCCUUCGAUUUCCUUCAAAAACAAGCUCGACGCUCAGUUCUUGUUUGAUGCGGUGGUGGGCAUGGAUGCCGCGUGUGUGCGACGGCGCCUUCAAGAGUGGUGGGACGCAAAGCAAGACGACGAACACGAGACCACACGCAAUACCGCGGUGAUUGCGCUGAUGCCGCAGGUGGCGGCGAACUCUGACGUACGUCACCUCGUGUGUCGCGUCAUCGCAGAAAACGAUCUCCGCGUAGAGGAAUGCGGCUUUGUGGCCCAUUACAGCGACGGCGGCAGAGCGAAGUUGCGCCGCGUUGUCCAGUGUCUGUACCCAGAGGACUGGAACUAUGCGACGCAGGAACCACACCUGCUGAGCCUUUCACCGGAGGAGUGCGCUGCCGUGGCAACCGUGUUCAGUACGUCGUGGACGUCCAUGGUGGACAGCGGCCGAGUGCUACCGGCGUCCAGGGCAACGAAGCGGCUCGGUGGCAUGUCACCGGCGCAGCUUCAGCUCUUCGUGAAAGCGGCCAAAAACGCGUUGUGGGUCCGUCCGCAGUUGCACCUGGCAGAGUUGGAGGAGUACGGUGUUUUUGUGGUGAAUGCGCAUGUGCCACACCUCACCGACGUCGUCGUGGCUGCAGCAGAUCGGCUGCCGCUGCCGUAUUACGUUGUUUCGUGGGACGACCGCCAGUGCAGCUGGGAGGCGUGUGUGUCACGGGUGGUGGGGUUUGCUGAGCCUUCGCUGGCCUCACCGCAGAGCAUCCGCGGUCGCGUCAACGCUAACUGGUCCUCUCUGGGACUCCACGCCGCUCCGACCAGGGGGGAGAGUGUGGUGUGCAUGAGCGACGGUCCCUUGCAUAGUCUACUGGCGAGACUCCACCUCCGCUGGCCUCCUACGGGAACGUUGGAUGAAGACAUGUUCGGGGGUGCCGUUCUGCAGAGCUUGGGCGGCGCCGCAGCUGUGGUUUCGGUGCUGCGGGGCUGGCUGAGCAACCCAGCCGUGACGUGUGAUGGUCGCACGGACGGGGUGCUGAGCCACCUCGCGAACUGGGAGACAGAGGAGAUCUUCAACUUGUUGAGCCGGCUUACGAAGUCGCCCUCCGCGCUUCUCCCCGUCGACCUCUCUGCUGUUCGUCACGAGGAGCAGGAGGCGGAGGGGCGGCGGGCGGCUGAGGCGGCGUGGAACGAAGCCGUGCAGCAGCGUGAUGCCCUCCCUGUCCUACUACACACCACCUCUAUUAACUCCACCCCCACGACUGGAAACGCAGAAUCUCCGCCAGCUGACGAAGCAGCGGAGGACGAUGUCCUCCUCCAUCGCAACGUGGGCACACUUCUCUUCCUCAGCAGACAACUCAACGCGGUGCAGCAAGCACAGCUUCGUCAGCACCUGCAGCAGCACGGCAUUUCCGUCAGCGUCACAGUAGAGGAAGAAGAACAGGAGGCCACACCGGAGCUGCUGGACCGCCUCUUCCCAACGGAGAGCUACCUCGCCGAUUGUGUCGACCUCGCUCGCGUACUGAGUGAAUCCGAUGAGGUGGCAGUAAACGAUCAGGAGCGUUUCAACACCGUUUUCCGCGAUGAAGUCGCCUGGCACGCGCUGCUGGAACGCACCUCGCAAGACCCCGCCACCCCCGACACACCACGUGGACUUUACAGUGCUGCUGAUGCGAUGCGGCACUGGCAGUGGACGUCGCACGAUUUGUGGAGGCACGUUUGCGAGGGCUUUUCCAUGCGUUUGUCGGAGAGUGUCGAAAUUACCCGCCUGCCUUCGUGUGGCGCAGAGGAUGGCGCGGAUGAGCAGGCAGAGGAGGCCGGGCACGAGAGCGAGGCUGCAGCACUGGCGUCGCCUGUCACGGUGCCGUGGGCUGGUGGUCACUACGUGGUCAACGGCGCCUAUGCCGCCCUCCGUGACGCGCUGCAAACAGCCUCGUCUGCCACCGCUGCGAGAGAGGGAAAGGACGCCGCAGGUCAUGCCACAACUCCGACUCCUUUCCUCGCCAUGUGGGAGGUCUCGUGGGACUCGCGGACGUUGUCGUGGCAGGACUUUACGCAACGUGUUAUUGGCUGCGUCGACGGUGCACGCGCCGCAUCGGGAUCGUUUAACGCGUUGAUGUCGAAGGAGAACAGUGGUGCGGACACGGAAGAACUAACACAGCUCGCCUCUCCACUGUUGUGCUGGGGUGUCGUGCCCUCCUCCGGUCCGCUGGCGGCCUUUGCGAUGCGCAGCCGCUGGUGCCGCAAUGCGGGCAACCGGUACAAUGCCUACGUACCGGACCCGCUGGUGCGCGCCAUGGCGAUGGCAGGAGUGGCGGACCAAGACUCCCUCUUGGACAGCUGGGUCGCAAACCCCUUUGUGAUGGUGAAGAGGAACGACGAGGCAGACACGAAUGUGCGAUGCCGCCUCUUUGAUUGGACCCGAAACUGUGACACUCCACAACUACUGCCGUGGCUGCGCGUGUUGGAUGGAGUUGCUGUCGACGCUACGAGGGACAGCGCCGCCAACGGGGGUAUCGCAGCAUCAGCAGCAGCAGCAGCAGAGUCGGCAGAAAACGACAGCGCGAGUGCGCCGCGCUCUCCACCGCCGCCGCCGCCGCGCAUGAAGAAGCAGCUCAACGUUGCACGAGUGCAAGACGCCCUGCUGCACGCCCGCACCGAGUCCGACUGGCGGCGACUUUGGGACUACUACAGCACCCUUGACACCCCCUCAGUAGGAGGCGAGCCGUCUGCUACUGCUGCCACGGCGCCAGACACCAUUCCCUUUGCCUCCUUCUACCGCGACUUCAGGUCCUUUGACACCCUUGGCGUUCCCAACAUGAGUCACGAGCUGAAGCGGCUGUUCCUCGAGGUGGAAGUGAAGGGACGUGGUCGCAUGACCUACGCGCAAUUCACGCACGCGCUCACCCUGUACCAAUCGCUUUGA